ACAUUCGAAGUUGUCCCGCUAUGCCCUGGACAACAAACCACAUAACAAGGUAAAUCGCUUUCUCGGAGCUAGAAGGCUGAUAUUCAAAUAUGGCGACCAAAGCUGCCAGGAUAGGAGAGGAAGUAUGGAAAAGUCGAGUCGACAAAGUCAACGCCGAAUUGGUGACGCUCACCUACGGCACCAUCGUCGCGCAACUAUGCAAAGACUUCGACAGCGAUUACGUGGAGGUCAAUAAGCAGCUGGACAAGAUGGGUUACAACAUCGGUCUACGGUUAAUCGAGGAUUAUCUGGCGAAGUCGAAUACGAUGCGACGGUGCUCGAAUUUUAGAGAGACGGCGGAGAUGAUUGCGAAGGUGGGAUUCAAGAUAUUCCUUAACAUUACGCCGACGAUUACGAACUGGACAACGGAUAGCAAGCAAUUCUCCUUGAUCUUUGACGAGAAUCCUUUAGCCGACUUUGUCGAGUUACCAGAUGACGGGCGAGCGCAGGAUGAGCUGUGGUACUCGAAUAUUUUCUGCGGGGUCUUGAGAGGUGCGUUGGAGAUGGUGCAGAUGCAAGUCGAGGCACAUUUCAUCACGGACGUUCUGAGGGGGAAUGACUCAACGGAGAUGAGGAUAUCUUUGAUUAGGUACAUUGAUGAUGAGAUGCCGGCAGAUGAUGAAUAGGUGUGUAUAGACUGGAGUUUUUGGCGUUUAGAUGGAUGGGCGAGGAUAUCAAAGGCGAAGAUAGGAAUGGCUCUUGCAUCGACAUUGAUACUGAAUGCGGUAUGUGUGGUAU
Molecule: messenger RNA, 777 nt
Organism: Mollisia scopiformis
Lineage: Eukaryota; Fungi; Ascomycota; Leotiomycetes; Helotiales; Mollisiaceae
Product: BET3 family protein
Exons: 4
Coding region: 90-665 (191 amino acids)
Biological process (GO): endoplasmic reticulum to Golgi vesicle-mediated transport; intra-Golgi vesicle-mediated transport
Cellular component (GO): cis-Golgi network membrane; TRAPP complex; cytosol
Source: RefSeq, a predicted model, not a curated record